Papilio polytes (common Mormon) is the source of this 2232-nucleotide messenger RNA. Its product is annotated as glycosylated lysosomal membrane protein B-like. The record is from RefSeq and is a predicted model, not a curated record. The transcript has 7 exons. NCBI's taxonomy places the organism in Eukaryota, Metazoa, Arthropoda, Insecta, Lepidoptera, Papilionidae. The coding region runs from base 284 to 1468 and encodes 394 amino acids. Gene Ontology annotation, cellular component: lysosome.
ACUUUUCACGAUUAUACCUCUAUCUAUAAUUUUCACUGUAAAUUAGGGUAAUAUUAAAUUUAGUAGCAUAAUAUUUCCAUGACGUAUUUGGAUGGAUAUGAUUAAAUAUAUUACAAAAGGAAGUACAAAGCAUAACAAAAUCCCGAUACACCUUAUCGAAUUAUAAUAUUAAACGCUUCGUUCGCGGUCGCACGUGUUGUUUUAUCAGUUAUUUGUAAAGUGACAUGUAAAUUGAACUUGUGAACUCAUUGUUUAUAGACAAAAAGUGUUGUAAAAAUAAAUAAUGUUUUCUUCGUCGAUAACAACGUAUGUAAUUGCUAUAAUUGCAUUUUUAUUGCACACUUCUGCAUAUGGACAAGACAGAACGAUAAAUGCAGAGAUUAAUCCUGGCUGUAAAAACUGCAGUUUGGAUUCUACCCUAGUAUAUAUAAAAGCGGAAGGACAAACAGACACAAUACACCAAAUAUGGGACUUCACAAGAGGGAUACCUACAAUGAUAUUGGCAGUUUCGGGAACAAACUCUACAAUGCAAAUAUCCUGGGAUGGAGAAAGACCAGUCAAUUUUACAAUGAAUGACAAAGUGCGAUACAGUUUUGCUACAGCUAUUGAUAAGAUCUACGAGUACAAUGAUCUUGCGGACAAGGGUCGGAUGGAUGAGAAAAGUUGGAUACACGCUCAGUCUUUGAAGAGAGUGAGAUGGGAGCUGAAGGAACAGGUUAUCACGGAGAAGGAGGCGAUGGUGCGUCUACACGGGACAAUGCAUCAGAACAGAAGUAGAGACAUCAUUGAUGUUAAGCUGGACCUCCUACCUUACAAAGACUAUGCGACCGAACUUCCUCAUCUUAUCCAUACUGCUAACUCCACCUUAGUGGACAUCAGUCUGGUGAACCUGACCACCUCGCGCCAGUACAACUCCUCGCGGUUCGCACUGCAUCUGCUACUGGUCAGCACGGACCCUGCGACUGAUACCAUGCAUAAUGUGAUGAGGAAGAGCUUGGAUGAUGAGCACACUCCUGGUGUGUUUGAAAUAAUCGAGAUAAAGAGUCCAUCUUCGCUGUCGCGUGGAGACGGCGGGUUCAUGCAGUUCCGUCCUGUGGGGUACACGCAGCGCGCGCGCAACGUCGCCUCCUCCACUGUAGCACAUGUUUCAGACUUCAACAGGACCUGGCUGCCGGAGUGGAGCACGCUGAAGACAUUCUACCGAGGGUAUGAUGAUGACGAGCUCUUGGUCCAGGACAUGGUUGUCUGCUUCGGAGAGCCUGGAGAUGGCUUCUACAAGAGAUAUAAUUAUACCGCAUGGUCAUACACAUUGGGUUACGGCGCCCCCCCAAUAGAGGGUUUCUCAUUGUUCGUGAUAGUGAUAAUAUCAGUGGGUGUGGGUGCGCCGCUACUGCUGGCGCUGUCGGGCGUGCUGUACGCGCUGCGCUCGCGCACGCGCACGCACUCCGCACUCGCCAACGAGGACUGACCCUACACCUACACCUUGAUGGACUUGUACACUGAAACACUCACUAUAUAAACCGUUUUUAUAUAGCUUUUAUAGCUCUUAGAGACUUUGUCCGCCUCAAAUUGGAAAAUAUAUUGUUACUGACUAUAUGUAGCUUUUAUAUGGUGAGAGAAUUUUUGAAAUCGCCCAAAUAGUUUUUGAGUUUUUACAAUACAUGCAACUCAAAUCUUUAAUCUAUGUAAUACUAGACUAGCUGUUGCUCGCGACUUUGUCCGCGUAAAAUUGAAAAAUAAUAAAAUAUAAGUUAUGAUACUCAGUGAUAAAAUAGCCUUUAAAUUGUGAAAAUUGAAAUUGACCCAAGUAGUUUUUGAGUUUUUUCAAUACAUACAAAGAUUGCAUUUUUUUCUCUUUAUAAUAUAGAUAACAGAUGUUUUUGUUUAAUGAAAUGGUCGAAAGGCGAGAUUCAAACUUUCGACUACGUGAAAAGCCGUAAUCCGUUAAGCAUCAAGCUAUUGGGGUUUCAAUUUUUAAUGCGAGGUUCACACUUGGACAGUUAAGUUUGCGCUUCAAUAACUGGAAUGACAUUUAAUCGGUAUAGUGUGAACAAUAUCUCGCGCCAGUAUACAAUCUAUCACUUGCCAGCGCAACUGUCCAACUAUAUUGACUGAGUGUGAAUAUUUUUAUCUCUAAUUCCUACUUUAACGCUGGGUUUUUAUUUCUUUUACUCGAAUUUCAUAUUAUUUGAUAAAAACGUUAUGAUUUUAAGAUUUUUGACGUUUUUUAAA